CAGGAAUUGCGCGCGCCGGGUCCUCUUUUAAAGAGCGAACGCUUUACCGACUAGGCCACUUCGGCAGAUGGUGUCCAUAUUGAACUAAGCACGAUAAGACGAUGGACAAAUUAUCACGAGUGGGAGCGAUAACGUCCACACAUCAGGGAGCAUGAAGUCGCCCUAUUUCCCAGCGAGGUCUGUGCUUUUCCACAAGGAGCCGAACGGGGUGACGUACAGAGUGCCGGCGCUGCUCUACCUGUCCCACUCCAGGUCCUUCCUGGCCUUUUGUGAGGAGCGACUCAGCCCGUCAGACGCCCAGGCUCACCUGCUCGUCAUGAGGAAAGGCACUUUCUACAGGAAUUAUGUGGAGUGGGAGGACAUGCGUGUCCUGGGCUCUGCUUACCUGGCGGGCCACCGGUCCAUGAACCCGUGCCCGGUGUACGAUGAGUUCACAGGGACCCUCUACUUGUUCUUCAUCGCCGUCCUGGGCCACACCUCGGAGGCUCAUCAGCUGGUGACCGGCAAGAACGUGACCCGGCUCUGCUACAUCUCCAGCAAUGAUGACGGAGACACCUGGACGACCGUCACCGACCUGACCAAGAGAGUCAUAGGAGACACCAUCAAAGAAUGGGCGACCUUUGCUCUCGGCCCUGGCCACGGUAUCCAGCUGAAGUCCGGCCGCCUCCUCAUUCCCGCCUACGCUUACCACAUCGAGUGCAAGGAGUGUUUCGGACAACUGUGCCAGACCACCCCCCACGCCUUCUGCUUCCACAGCGACACCCAUGGGAGAACCUGGCGAUUUGGCGAGGCGGUGCCAGGCCCGGAGAGCGUGGAGUGUCAGAUGGUGUCUGUGGACGAGGAGGACGGGACCAACGUGUUGUACUGCAACGCUCGCAGCCCUCUCGGCUACCGGGUGCAGGCCCUCAGUCUGGAUGACGGGGCUGUGUUUCAGGAGGGGCAGCUGGUGCAGCGGCUGGUGGAGCCUCGAAAUGGCUGUCAUGGCAGCAUUAUUGGGUUUCCUGCCCCGUUACACAUGGGCCAAGGUCUUGACCAACACUCACACCAACAUACACACCGCUCCAGACACUGGACAUCCUGCACGACCAGCUCCAAUCAAACUAUCCCCUCCACCCCUGACAUCGCCUCUGUCUCCAGCAGCACUUUAUCACCUUCUCACGUGACUCCCCCAGAUUUCCUCACCCCCACCUGGGUGGUGUACUCCCACCCAACAUGGACCACUGCACGCAAGGAUCUGGGCGUGUUCCUCAGCCUGUUCCCCCGUGACCCAGACAGCUGGCGGGGUCCCUGGGUGAUCUACGAGGGCCCCAGCGCCUACUCCGACCUGGCCUAUCUGGAGCUGCCCCCCUCACCUGGAGCACCGCCCGCUGUGGCCUUCGCCUGCCUGUUCGAGUGUGGAGCCAGAACGGCCUACGAAGAAAUCUGCUUCAGCAUCUUCACCCUGUACGAGCUUAUCGAUAACCUGCCGAGGAAUGGGCAGCGGCAGGAUGACAGUGACGGAUGUAAACAAAAAUGUGAUGGUGAUGCUCAACUUGAAACAGCUUUCCAGCCACUGCCUCAUGUGAAGAAGAGGAGAAGGAAGUUGACCGAGAUGUGCUCUUUGUCUUAAAGGUGUCUUCCAAUAAGUGCUUUCUACACAAAGUACAUCCAUCGUGUGUUACAGAAUAUUGUAAACAGUAGAAUGACUGAAGUGUUCCCCUGUUUUUCAGUGAAUUGUGAUUUUAUAACAUGUUAAGUGUCAAUAAAGUUCACCCAACUUA
Messenger RNA from Platichthys flesus (European flounder), 1760 nucleotides. It is a transcript of the gene neu4, whose product is annotated as sialidase 4. Gene Ontology annotation, biological process: oligosaccharide catabolic process; ganglioside catabolic process. The record is from RefSeq and is a predicted model, not a curated record. Gene Ontology annotation, cellular component: lysosome; membrane; cytoplasm. The transcript is spliced from 4 exons. NCBI's taxonomy places the organism in Eukaryota, Metazoa, Chordata, Actinopteri, Pleuronectiformes, Pleuronectidae. Gene Ontology annotation, molecular function: exo-alpha-sialidase activity. The coding region runs from base 152 to 1609 and encodes 485 amino acids.